Molecule: messenger RNA, 315 nt
Organism: Echinops telfairi (small Madagascar hedgehog)
Lineage: Eukaryota; Metazoa; Chordata; Mammalia; Afrosoricida; Tenrecidae
Product: small nuclear ribonucleoprotein E-like
Exons: 1
Coding region: 40-315 (91 amino acids)
Biological process (GO): spliceosomal snRNP assembly; mRNA splicing, via spliceosome
Cellular component (GO): precatalytic spliceosome; U2 snRNP; U5 snRNP
Molecular function (GO): RNA binding
Source: RefSeq, a predicted model, not a curated record
GCUAUUGCUCGAGUAGCACUAGAUCGCUCACACACACCAAUGCCGGCUGUAAGAGUUCAUGGGGCUUCCGCAAUGGCGUACUGUGGCCAAGGCCAGAAGGUACAGAAGGCGAUGGCGCAGCCCAUCAACCUCCUCUUCAGAUACUUGCGAAAUAGAUCGCGGAUUCAGGUGUGGCUCUAUGAGCAAGUGACUAUGCGGAUAGAGGGCUGUAUCGUAGGCUUUGAUGAGUACAUGAACCUUGGAUUAGAUGACACAGAAGAGAUUCAUUCUAAAACAAAGUCAAGGAAACAACUGGGACGGGUCAUGCUGAAAUGA